Messenger RNA from Mangifera indica (mango), 1208 nucleotides. Its product is annotated as rac-like GTP-binding protein RAC1. Gene Ontology annotation, biological process: regulation of actin cytoskeleton organization; actin filament organization; establishment or maintenance of cell polarity. Gene Ontology annotation, molecular function: GTP binding; GTPase activity; protein kinase binding. Gene Ontology annotation, cellular component: nucleus; cytoskeleton; cell cortex. The transcript has 7 exons. The coding region runs from base 210 to 806 and encodes 198 amino acids. The record is from RefSeq and is a predicted model, not a curated record. NCBI's taxonomy places the organism in Eukaryota, Viridiplantae, Streptophyta, Magnoliopsida, Sapindales, Anacardiaceae.
UGUCACUCUAGAACUCACCUCUAAAACCAAAAAUAGAAACAUGGAGAGCUGAAACGUUGAAGCGAAAAUACAGAAGGCUCCUUGUCGUCGCUCUGUGCUAGUAGUAGCAAAAAAUGUUGCACUGAAAUUAGGGUUUUUCUAGCUACAAGACAGACCAACAAAGUGAGGAAGAAGAGUGAAGAGACACUGAGCUUUGUACACGUCGUAAAAUGAGUGCGUCGAGGUUCAUAAAGUGCGUCACUGUCGGUGACGGUGCCGUUGGCAAGACUUGCAUGCUCAUUUCGUACACCAGCAACACUUUUCCUACGGACUAUGUGCCAACUGUCUUUGACAAUUUUAGUGCAAAUGUGGUUGUGGACGGAAGCACUGUUAAUCUAGGGUUAUGGGAUACUGCAGGUCAGGAAGAUUACAAUAGAUUAAGACCUUUGAGCUAUCGAGGGGCAGAUGUGUUCCUGCUUGCAUUCUCUCUUGUUAGCAAGGCUAGUUAUGAAAAUGUUGCGAAGAAAUGGAUUCCUGAAUUGAGGCACUAUGCACCUGGUGUUCCAGUUAUUCUUGUUGGGACAAAGCUUGAUCUUCGGGAAGAUAAGCAAUUUUUUUUAGGCCACCCUGGUGCAGUGCCCAUCACCACAGCCCAGGGGGAAGAACUGAGAAAACUGAUUGGAGCUCCUAUUUACAUCGAGUGUAGUUCAAAAACACAACAGAAUGUGAAAGCUGUAUUUGAUGCGGCAAUCAAGGUGGUUCUCCAGCCACCGAAGCAGAAGAAGAGAAAGAAGAGAAAGGCACAUAAGACCUGCUCUAUAUUGUGAUUCUUCCAAAAAAGAGUUCUGUGGACGAAGCAUAACCAGAUAGCUGUUUUAUCCUCCUUCUCGCCCCCAUUGUUUUUCUCGUCUUUUCCCUACUGGAGAAAGUAGCUGACUGAGGUUUGUAGUCUCAACUGACUUAACUAGGGGGGUAUCUGGAAGCAUCAAAUCGAGUAUUUUUCAGUUUCUGGGUUAUGUUUCAAUUUGUAUAUUAAUUAAUUCAUAUUGUGUUUGUUAACAUGCAUUCCUCCCUGUUUCUUUAGAUCUAAAAUAUGAUGUUUUAUUUACCAGAAUGAGGAAAAUCUAUUAUAUGAGAACUCCUUUCCUCAUAUAUCAUGUUUCAUAAUCUGAUACUGAUCUGAGUACUAUUUAAGAAGCAUAAUAUAUAUUGUUUGGCUUGAUGUUUAA